This is a messenger RNA of Vigna radiata var. radiata (mung bean), 1677 nucleotides long. RefSeq names its product enoyl-[acyl-carrier-protein] reductase [NADH], chloroplastic. Gene Ontology annotation, biological process: fatty acid biosynthetic process. The transcript is spliced from 13 exons. Lineage: Eukaryota; Viridiplantae; Streptophyta; Magnoliopsida; Fabales; Fabaceae. Gene Ontology annotation, molecular function: enoyl-[acyl-carrier-protein] reductase (NADH) activity. Bases 224 to 1399 code for a protein of 391 amino acids. The record is from RefSeq and is a predicted model, not a curated record.
AUGUUACAUAGCAUUAGCAUUGGGUUUGGAGAUAUUUCCAAAGUCCUUAACUACUCUUAACCUACUUCACAUCAAAGUACAACAUUGUUUUCAUCGACCCAGUUCCUAGAAUUCCACAGCCCCCAUUAUCUAACAGAUAUCAACAUACAAGGCCCAGUUUUGCAUUUCCUAUUCCUUUCUCUCCAGAUCUAGGUGCUCUGCCAUCAUUGCACAUUUGUACGAGAUGGCAACAACAACAGUGUCCAACUUUCCAACUGCGAUGUCAAGACCCAAUAUUCCAUCAGCACAAAGGUUUGCAAAUGUAAGCCCUGCCAAUCUUGGAGGCAGGUUUAAGGUUGACUCAUGUCAUAAACUGGCAAGUGUUUGUCAUGUUGCAUCAUCACAACCUUUCUUGAAAAUGACAGCAGCCGCUGUAAAAUAUAAAAAAAUCAGGACAAAUGCAAUGUCCGUGUCUAAUUCAGACAGUGAAGUUCCAGGAUUGCCUAUUGAUUUGAAAGGUAAAAGGGCUUUCAUUGCUGGUGUGGCUGAUGACAAUGGAUAUGGCUGGGCAAUAGCAAAAUCUCUUGCAGCAGCAGGAGCUGAAAUUCUUGUUGGCACAUGGGUACCUGCUUUAAAUAUAUUUGAGUCCAGUCUAAGACGAGGAAAAUUCGAUGAGUCACGCAAAUUACAAGAUGGUUCAUUGAUGGAGAUUGCUAAAGUGUAUCCUUUGGAUGCAGUAUAUGACAACCCUGAAGAUGUCCCAGAAGAUGUGAAAGCGAACAAGCGGUAUGCUGGAGCCUCAAAUUGGACUGUACAGGAAGUUGCUGAAUCUGUCAAGAAAGAUUUUGGCACUAUCGACAUACUUGUGCACUCGCUUGCUAAUGGACCAGAGGUCAGCAAACCAUUGUCUGAGACAUCUCGAAAAGGAUAUCUUGCUGCCUUGUCUGCAUCAAGUUACUCUUAUAUUUCAUUACUCAAACAUUUUCUUCCAAUCAUGAACCAAGAUGGAUCUGCAAUCUCUCUUACUUACAUUGCUUCAGAGAGGAUCAUUCCUGGAUAUGGUGGUGGCAUGAGCUCUGCAAAAGCUGCUUUAGAAAGUGAUACUAGAGUUCUUGCUUUUGAAGCUGGCAGAAAGAAAAGAAUCAGAGUCAAUACCAUAUCCGCAGGUCCUCUGGGAAGCCGUGCAGCAAAAGCAAUUGGCUUCAUUGACAUGAUGAUUGAUUAUUCAUUCACCAAUGCACCACUUCAGAAAGAACUACAUGCUGAGGAGGUAGGCAACACUGCUGCAUUCUUAUCAUCACCUUUGGCAUCAGCCAUUACAGGUUCUGUUAUUUAUGUUGACAAUGGCCUAAACGCUAUGGGUGUUGGAGUUGACAGUCCAAUAUUCCAUCAACUUGACAUUCCAAAGGAGCAGCAUUGAAAUUAUAGAUUGAGGUUUUCUCUGCUACAACUUAGACCCUAUGGCCUAGGAUUAUGAAGAAAAAUAAAAACCAUGAGGUGUUAGUUUUCACAAUUCCAUGAAUUACUAAGCAUUGUUUGAACUUUGUUACCUUACCACUGUUUUUCAUCAAUUAUGAUACACUUUUCAUCAUCCUCUGCAAAAUGUAUGUUCUCAUUUGAAGAGUCAUACCUUGAGGAUUGAGGAUUUGAGGUUAGAUUGUUUUAGUUAUUAAAAAAUUGAAUAGGUUGGUUGAAUUU